Balearica regulorum gibbericeps (East African grey crowned-crane) is the source of this 413-nucleotide messenger RNA. The record is from RefSeq and is a predicted model, not a curated record. Lineage: Eukaryota; Metazoa; Chordata; Aves; Gruiformes; Gruidae.
AUGAGCAUAGUGAUCCCGUUGGGGGUUGACACAGCAGAUACUUCUUAUUUGGAAAUGGCUGCAGGCUCAGAACCAGAAUCUGUAGAAGCUAGCCCUGUGGUAGUUGAAAAAUCGAACAGUUAUCCGCACCAGUUGUAUACCAGCAGCUCACAUUCACACAGUUACAUUGGUUUGCCCUAUGCAGACCAUAACUAUGGUGCUCGGCCUCCUCCAACGCCUCCAGCUUCUCCUCCUCCAUCAGUGCUUAUAAGCAAGAAUGAAGUAGGCAUAUUUACCACUCCCAACUUUGAUGAAACCUCCAGUGCUACUACCAUCAGUACGUCAGAGGAUGGAAGCUAUGGAACUGAUAUUACCAGAUGCAUUUGUGGCUUUACACAUGAUGAUGGAUAUAUGAUCUGUUGUGACAAAUGCAG